Messenger RNA from Lasiosphaeria miniovina, 1488 nucleotides. RefSeq lists its product as uncharacterized. The record is from RefSeq and is a predicted model, not a curated record. The transcript has 3 exons. Bases 435 to 1013 code for a protein of 192 amino acids. Lineage: Eukaryota; Fungi; Ascomycota; Sordariomycetes; Sordariales; Lasiosphaeriaceae.
GGCAUGUAAUCGUGCAUGUCGUGCCCCAGGCAAACACGUCUUGGCCAAUCCCGCGUUGCUUGGCCUUGCUUGGCAUUUUCUAGCCGUAGUGUCUUACGUAUAUAUGUCCGAGAGCUGGCAGAGCUGACGGGAGGCUUGGUGAGGCAGGCGGCCAAUAGGGGGUGCCCCCUGACGCCACCAACUUGCCCAACAGCCGAAUCUGCCUCGAACCAAUCAAUACGAGAGACCUGAAUUCGCUGGCCAAGCCAUCACGCGGCUAUGCUUUGUGCUUCGCCCCGCGGUGCCUGAGCCGCAUCUCAGCUUUCAGAGAAGUUGGUUUCUAUAUAUUCUCAAAGUCUCCUUGGCUUCGUUCUCUUUUUCCAUCUUCCGUCCCCACCGCCAUCUCCACAUUCCACAUCACCCAGCAACAGCCAGACUCUGAAACUCACAGCAUCAUGGCCAAACUCAUCUGGGCCAUCUCUCUCGUGGCACUCCUGGUGCCCCUAUCGGCAGCCCAGAACCUCAUGGCCACCAACACGGAGAACUACAACAGCCCUCUAGGCACGCACUGCCCGCAAGUUGCGGCCGCAACCGAGGCAUAUGAGUCCUGCGUGCUGUCCUACACGGCCGUCCAGACGAACUGCGUCAGCUCGCUGCACUCUAACAAUGCCGAUUCGGCCACGGCCCUCAUCGACACGGAGUGCAUCUGCAGCUUCUACCUUGCGGCGUCACCAUGUGCGUCUGCGUGGUGCGACCAGACAGGCUACUCCAUCUUCGUCGACAACUACUCGCGCUGCGUGCGCGACCUCGGGACCGGCGGCAAGCCCACGCCCGCGCCUACCACUCCGGGAACCGGCAGCCCGGCUGUGACUACGCCGCCGCCUACGGGCACUGGUACGGCCGCCGGCUCGCAGUCCACGUCCACCAAGAGCAGCGCCGGCAGCAGCAGUCUCCCGCUCUUCUACAGCAGCCUCCUCGCCUAUAGCAGCCUCCUUGCCGCGGGCUUCGUUUGUGCUGUCGCUUUCUGUCUCUGAUGAUUGAUGAUUAAUGUCGUGGAUUGGGCGGUGGGGAUGGAAGUGCUUGCAGAUCGCUUAGUGACUGGGUGUGUUAAGCUCGCUCGCUCGCUUUGUUGAUUGGAUUGGCGUUGUGGGAUUGAAGGAAGAUAGCGGCCUGAUUGACGGGAAGCUGACGAGCGCUUUGUUUACACCCCCUUGAUGACUAGAUUUGGAGAAGCCGCCCUGCGGACUCAACGACUUACGGCUUAUAUAGGACAAUUCUCCUAUUAGAACUAAUUACGGCGGUCAACUUAAUGUCAGUCAAAUGAGAAAGUGUCUCAAAUUGUAAUAGUCGGAAACCAUUCCCUAUAUCGGACAGUUACUAGCGCAUUCGCUUCAAGCCCUCCUCCAGCUUGUCGACCUGGGCGCGCAGCUUAUUGAUCUCGUUAGUCCUUGCAAGACGCUUGCGCUGCAGCUCGGCGAUCCUACCGAUGACCUCCUUGAUAGUCUCGCC